Aegilops tauschii subsp. strangulata is the source of this 1107-nucleotide messenger RNA. NCBI's taxonomy places the organism in Eukaryota, Viridiplantae, Streptophyta, Magnoliopsida, Poales, Poaceae. The record is from RefSeq and is a predicted model, not a curated record.
AUGUGUCUAAAAGCAAACGAUGAGAUCAGGAAAGAGAUGCAUUUGUACAUGAAGACCAACUCAAACAAGUUCAAAUCCAUGCAACUUGAUGGGGAUGAAGUUGAAGCAACUGAUGGAGAUGGAGGAGAGGACGAGGCAGUAGCAAGUUCAAGGGCGUCGAACAGCACCGCAGCCUCCACGAAAAGGAAGUCUUGUUUUAUUGUGACGGCAAAGAAGAAAAGCAAGUCAAUUGCAGAUGAGGUUAGGAAGACACCAGAGGAGGUGGUUGCUGAGAGGCAUAGCACAAGAAGCACUCAGUUAAAAAUGAAGGACUAUGGAACAAAGACAAAAGAACAAAAAGAUGAGGUAGAUAGUCAUGUAGCUGAUUUUCUCUAUGAGAAUUGCCUUCCACUCAAUAUUGUCAAUUCGAGAAGUUGGGAGAUCCUAUUGGAGUCUAUAGGACAGUAUGGAUCAGAUUAUAUCACACCUUCUUACCAUGAUGUGAGGUUACCAUUACUUGAGAAGGCAAAGCUCAAGACUGACACUUUGAAGGCCAAGCAUCAAUUGGCAUGGAAGGAGUAUGGUUGCACUCUCAUGUCCGACGGUUGGACGGACAUGAGUGGGCGACACUUGAUCAAUUUUCUCGCCAAUAGUCCUGAAGGUACAUUCUUCUUAGGGACAUCCAAUGUUUCUGCUGAGUCUGUUACCGCUGAAUUGGUAGCAAAAUUAUUGAGUGAACAAAUUGAGGCAAUUGGGCCUGAAUUGGUAAUCCAGGUCGUUAGAGACAAUGGCUCCAACUACAAGGCAACCGGGAGACUUCUAAUGGAUAAGUAUCCAUCUUUGUAUUGUACACCUUGUGCCGCUCACUGUUUGGAUCUUAUGCUAGAGGACAUUGGGAAGAUAAGAGAGUUCAAUGAUUGCAUUGUUAAAGCAAAGAAACUAACCAGAUUUAUUUAUGCCCAUGGUAGGAUUCUUGAUCAAAUGAGAAGCUUGAAUGGCAAGAGAGAUCUUGUAAGGCCUGGAGCAACUCGUUUUGCAACCUCCUUCCUCACAUUGGCCAGCCUGUGGAAACAACGCCAACAUUUGAAAGCACUAUUUGUUAGCGCAGAAUGGAAUGCAAACAAGUAG